GUGAUGUGGUGGUGGUGGCCGUGAACUACCGAUUAGGACCCUGGGGUUUCCUAUAUGCCGGCACCGAAGACGCAGCUGGAAAUAUGGGACUCUAUGACCAAUUGCUUGGACUUAAAUGGGUUAACGAAAACAUCGAGCAGUUCGGAGGCGACCCCAAGAAAAUCACCAUUUUUGGAGAGUCAGCCGGUAGUAUGUCGGUCGGCGCCCAUAUCUUAUCUCCCCUGUCUCGGGGUCUCUACCAGAGGGCUAUCUUGCAAUCUGGUGCUCCCAACUCGUACUUAGGCAGUGAAUCCAGAGAGCAGGGCUACAAAAAGACCUUAUUUUUAGCCGAAAGGUUAAACUGUAACACAGCUUCGGGCGCAGACAUCGUGGCCUGUCUUAAGCUCAAAACCACGGAACAGAUUCUGAAUGUAUCGAAAACCGCUCGAUUGGAUGCCAAGAGUUUUGAACCAAUUUAUGGCGAAGAGUUAAUGCCGAUUAAGGCUUCGGACGCCUUACAAAAUGGAGACUUUAAUAAAGACAUCGACCUCUUGUUCGGCACCGUUAGCGAAGAGGGCGCCCUCUUUGUUGAGUCUAUGUUUGAAGACAAAUUGAGUCCAGACAUCAAGAACCCGCCCAUCAAUGUGACCAUUUGUAAUCAAGUGAUAACUUUUAUGGUUAUGGCUUUCGGUGAGACAAUGGAUUACGGCAAAGAAGUGGCCGAUUUCUACCUCAAGGGCCUCAAAGACGACGAGUUCGACAAAUUGAGACAAGCGGUCGGCUAUGGGUUCGGCGACUAUCAUAUCGCGUGUCCGACAGUACUCUUCGGGCGAGAGUUUGCACUCCACGGCAAAGGAAAGGCCUACGCUUUCAGACUGACAUACCCGCCCACAAUACCAGUGUUCCAGAUGUGUAAGGGAUGGAUGGGUGACUGUCACGGCGAUGAUGUGCUCAUACUGUUUGGCUUUCCUAUUAAACUCAGAGGCAUUACAUUCACGGAAACUGAUUAUAAGAUCGCUCGCGAU
Oppiella nova is the source of this 1004-nucleotide messenger RNA. The record is from the annotation of a GenBank genome assembly. Lineage: Eukaryota; Metazoa; Arthropoda; Arachnida; Sarcoptiformes; Oppiidae.